CAGUGUGCAGACGCUGUACAGUCAGUCUCAAAGUGUUCCUUGUAAAGGUUUGACUUGACCGCUGCUUCUCCAGUCUGUUCCUGGAUAUUGAUUUGUAGCCCUGAUCACGGCCUCGGCAGCAGGUCGGGGUUGAUCAUGGCCUCCGCGGACGCGCCCGAGAUGUCUCUGCUGAGUCUGGAGGACGAGCUGAGCUGCAGCAUCUGUUUGGGCGUCUUCGACUGUCCGGUCACCAUCCCCUGCGGACACAACUUCUGCCAGGACUGCCUGCUGUCCACCUGGAAGGACUCCUACAGCUGCCCGCAGUGCCGCACCGUGUUCGCCACCAGGCCGGAGCUGAAGAAGAACACGGUCCUCAGCACGGUGGCGGAGACCCUCAGGGCCAGGAGCGAAGCCGUCACGGCCGACGCGCAGAUCAAACUCCAGAAGAAGGUGGAGACGAUCCGCUGCGACACGUGCAUGGAGGCGGAGGCGUCGCACACCUGCCUCACCUGCAUGGCCUCCUACUGCGAGGAGCACCUGCGGCCCCACCGGGACAACCCGGUGUUCCGCCUCCACCAGCUGAGCCGGCCGGUCGGGGACCUGGCGGAGCGCAUCUGCUCGGACCACCACAAGCUGAUGGAGCUGUUCUGCAGCCAGCACGACCGCUCCAUCUGCAGCCUCUGCCUCCAGCAGGACCACAAGGGAUGCUCCUUCACCUCCCAGGAGCAGCAGAGGAGCCUGAAGGAGUCUGAUUUCAGAGGCAAGUUGACUUCACUGAACGAAAAGAUUCUGAAGACCAACACCGUGCUGAAUCAAAUGAGUGGCGCACAGAGCCAACUCAAGGAAGCUGCAAAUGAGAAAAAGAAAGCCCUGGCUGCCGUCUAUCAGCAGAUUCAGGACAUGUUGUCUCAGGAUGAGCGUGAGGCCCAACGCGAGGUGGACCGUGAGCUGGAGACUGGCGAGAAGAAACUUCAGGAGGUCAUGACGAUGUUAUCGAAAAACUGUGAGAAGAUGGCAAAAGCCAGAGAGACAAUCACCGGUCUGCUGGGUCUGUCCCAAAACAUGAGCUUUCUGCAGGCUUCGUUUGAACUGCCUAAAGCGGCGAAAACUGAACCUCACGUGCCUCGAAUCAACCUGGACUCUGGAAAGGUGAAGGCCUCGCAGGCGUUUGCUUCCGCCCUGAAGGAGAACCUGACGGAGAUCCUGAAACAGCCUUUUGAGGCCAGAUCAGCGCUGCUGAAACCAGGUGAAAAGGCAUCAAAUCUUUCUGGAUCGCCUAAAACCAAAAGUACCCCACCGAAGUCAAAACCUGGUAACUAUGUGAAUCUGCUGGUUGAAGCAGUAAAGACGCCGCAGAGAAACCGGGCAAGGUCCAAAAGUCCAGGUCGUCCCCUCAUUCAGCCACACCUGCAGCCACACGCAUCUUUUGGUCAACCCCCGGUUGUGUUCAUGGGGCCGUACUUUAAAGGACCGCUGCCAGGUGAAAGACCACAGCCACCAGCAGUGUUCACCGCUGUGGAGCCUGGAGCACCGCAGGAAUAUGGGAUGCCAUGGAAUCCGUUUCAAAUUAAGGUUCCCCCGCCGCCGGGCCAGAGGAUUAAACCUCCAAAGCCGACCGGUGAGGACAAGACGUCUGGUGGAAGAAACAGAUUUCGAACUUCUGCAGCUGAACCCAGAAAGAAAGCAGAAACUGCGGACGCCCCUUCAGAUUUCAGUUCUGCUGAGAAGAGAAGCGAGCUCCUGAAGCAUGGCGUCAUGCUGACUUUUGAUCCAGACACGGCUCACCAGCGCGUGAUGCUGACCGACGCCUUCACCCGAGCCUCCCUGUUCAAGGAGCAGGCCCGCUACCCCGACCGCCCCCAGCGCUUCGACGUCUGCACCCAGGUCCUCGCCACGGAGAGCUUCUCCCAGGGCCGCCACUACUGGGAGCUGCAGCUCAGCAGCCUCAGCUUCGUGGGCAUCGGCCUGGCGUACGGCAGCAUCGACCGCAAGGGCCCCGCCAGCCGGCUGGGGCGCAACGCCCAGUCCUGGUGCGUGGAGUGGUUCAACGACCGGACGUCGGCCUGGCACAACGGCAGCGAGACCCUGCUGGCCAGCGUGACCCCGAAGCGGGUGGGCGUGCUGCUGGACUGCCAGGAGGGCACGGCCACGUUCUUCAGGGUGGCGGACCGGGCGUAUCCCUUCCACACCUUCGUGUUUCCCUUCACUGAACCCGUCUAUCCGGCCUUCUGGAUCUUCUCCAGCGACUCCGUCAUUUCCAUUUGCAAACCGCAGAGUGAGCGAACUGAGCGCCAUCCCGGCAGACCGCUGCUUCUUUAGAACUCCAAAACCUCCUGGCUUUCUGGUAAAGAGGGGAAUAUUCAUGUGUGGUGAAGCGGGGCAGUAACCAGACUCUGGGUUCUCUGGUGUUGCAGGUUGCUGGUUUAUUCCUGUGGUCAGGCGCUCAUGAGCCUGAUGGUUUGUCACUUUAUGAUUGACUUUAUGGUCAGCAGCAGACGACGGGCGUCAUGCGUUUGGUUUUUUUAAAUGCAGAAGGUGCAGUAACUUCCUGCACGGUGCAGGAGGUAAGAUUUAAGUCAAUGGCGUGAGAUUGAAGAGUUUACUGCGUCGCAGCGUCCCGAGACAGCCAACCAGCUGCUGGGCUUUCAUCUGCUGAAGCUUCGUGUUGAGAAAUUCAUGCAAUCAUAAUCAAGCUGAACCUGUAGCCGAACAGGCUGAAGAUUGGAAUGAAAAAAAAACUGAUAACUGGGAGGAAUCAGAUAAUUGAAAAGAUUCAAGGAAUAACUAGAUCAACUAUUUGUUCUCUUUUCUCCUAUGUUCAUUAAUUGAUGGGAGACUUAAACUUCCUGCUUCUUUCAAAACAUCACUCCUGCUUGUUUUUGUUUUUUUUCGUCUUUGCAGGAAGAAAAAAAUGCAUCAGAUUAAACCUUGAGAACGCUAAAGAAACUUCUGCUUGUUCAGAAUACGAUCAGGAAGCGGAGAUAAUCUGAUGAAGUUUAAUGGAGUCGAUCAGAAUCAAUCCACUGUGCUGUUCACCUGGACUGACCAGAAACAGAGUUGGGUUUAGGGUUUACAUGAACAACAGUCUAAUCUGAUUACAGACCAUGUACAGUGGAUACAGAAAGUCUACACACCCCUGUUGAAAUGCCAGGUUUUCGCGAUUUAAAAACUGUUUUUUAAAAAAGAUUUAAACAGUUUUUUAUUUUCUAUUUUUCCCUUUUAAAAGUUUUGUUUUUUUCCCAAUUGCCUUGUGGAAAAAGGUGGAAAAAGUUGUGAAAUUAUUUGUCUUGCUAUCUUUUUUUUUUUUUUACAUCAUGAAAACCUGGCAUUUCAACAGGGGGAGGUAGACUUUUUAUAUCCACUGUAACAUCGCAUGAAAUAUCUAUAUUUCUAUUUCUAUGGAAUUUGGGCUCAAGCCAUCUUUAAAAGUUGGAACUUCGUGUAGCUGAUGAGUGACUGUGGUGAUAAAUGAUGGCCAAAUCAACAAUACAUCCGAAUCAAUUCAAGGUCUCCAAAUCACACAAAAACACAUGGUUAUAUAUGAAAAUAUUUAUGGGAACGUCCUCAAAUUCAGAAGAUCCACUCUUUACAUUCAUCUCCAUCAAAGUCUGAUUUUAUCAUCAGUCGACCAUCGUUUUGUAAACAAUGUUUAACAUGAUUGUUAUCAAUAAAAGCUUGUUUUCUCCCA
Molecule: messenger RNA, 3667 nt
Organism: Salarias fasciatus (jewelled blenny)
Lineage: Eukaryota; Metazoa; Chordata; Actinopteri; Blenniiformes; Blenniidae
Product: E3 ubiquitin/ISG15 ligase TRIM25-like
Exons: 12
Coding region: 136-2298 (720 amino acids)
Molecular function (GO): protein binding
Source: RefSeq, a predicted model, not a curated record